Hymenoscyphus albidus is the source of this 794-nucleotide messenger RNA. The record is from the annotation of a GenBank genome assembly. Lineage: Eukaryota; Fungi; Ascomycota; Leotiomycetes; Helotiales; Helotiaceae.
AUGCCCGUGUCUGCGGGGGCUCAAUUGGACCUCUUUGUUCUCUUCAGCUCCAUGUCUGGCAUUAUAGGUCAACCUGGACAAGCGAACUAUGCCAGUGCUAAUACCUUUUUCGAUGCAUUUGUUCAGUAACGAAAUAACCAAGGCAUACCGGAAUCUUCAAUUGACAUAGGCGCCGUAGAUGGAAUUGGGUACAUGUCCCAGACAUCAGGUCUGAUGCAAAAGAUGGAUGGAGCAUGGUUCAAACCAGCUAAGAAAGAGGAAUUACUCGAUGCAUUGAUGGUAGCCAUGCAACCUCAACAGCCUCAAGAAGACGAGCCCCACAAAACAGAAGCUCGAUUUACCGAGCUGGACACAUUUGUCCUCGGGCUGAGCUCACAAUACCACUCAAUGACUCCGCAAACAGGGCAUUAUGGAAGCGAGACCGUCGCAUGGCAAUCUACCACAACACCAGUUUUCUCCCGUCCUCAGUCUCAGCAGCCACAUCUUCCCUCAAAAGCUACAUCGCCAAUGCCAGAACCGAGUCGUCGAUUCUCAAGAGCCAAGAGGCGGGUUCAUUCUUUGCGCAAGAAAUUGGGAAAAAGCUGUUUCAGUUGUUACUGAAGCCAGAUCAGGAACUGAACACAGAAAUGACGUUGGUUGAUUUGGGAGUGGAUUCGCUUCUGGGGAUUGAGCUGAGGCAGUGGAGACAGGUUUUUGGAUUCGAUAUUAGUGUGUUGGAAAUGCUGGGUACCGGUACUCUGGAUGCACUAGGUAAGUUCGCGGCAAAAGGGCUGGCGAAAGAGUUCAAUCGGUGA